This is a messenger RNA of Branchiostoma floridae (Florida lancelet), 2900 nucleotides long. RefSeq names its product NXPE family member 3-like. The transcript is spliced from 5 exons. Bases 157 to 2343 code for a protein of 728 amino acids. NCBI's taxonomy places the organism in Eukaryota, Metazoa, Chordata, Leptocardii, Amphioxiformes, Branchiostomatidae. The record is from RefSeq and is a predicted model, not a curated record.
AGAGAUCCACCAUAGGGGAUACAUGCCCAGCCUAGCGUGUGUUCAACCGUAAAAUUCUCACUCGAUGAGAUCGAAGUCGAUCUUUCUGAAAACUCCCGGCAGACCCUGAGAGAUAUACGGCUCCAAAGGCACAAGAAACGGAACACACUUCCAACAAUGGGGGCUAAGACUAUUCUUGUGAGAGGGUUGGGGAUCAUAUUACUGCUACUUGCGGUGCUGUUGAUAAAAAGUAAACCCACAAUAUUUGACGGUAAUAUGAACAGAAUGUUACCCAAUCAGAUCGGAUCAAGCACAGGAGGACGACAAGUCGCGAAUAAAGAUGACAAUGUCAUCUCUAGCGGAGGUGGCGAAACAUCCAUCCCCAAAGAAAUGGACAAAAUGUUAGGGAAUGAGCUCCCUCCGAGCAAAGAUGGACGACAAGACAUUAGUAUAGAGGGAAAUACCGCCUACAGUGCAGAUGACAAACCAAUCUUUGCCGAAGACACAGUGUUACCCAAUCAGAACCCUCCACGCAUUGACGUGGGACAAGAAAAGGACACAGUAUUACCCAAUCAGAACACUGCUAACAAGGAUGGAGGGCAAGGAAAGAAUAAAGAUGACAACUCGGUCUCGAGUGCAAAUGAGAAACCAAUAAUCUCCCAAGAAAAAGACAAAGCUUUACCCAAUCAGAACACCGCAAACAAGGACGAGAGGCAGGGAAAGAACUCAAAUAACAACACUGCCUCCAGUGCAAAUGUCCGACCAAUCAUCUCUAAAGAAAACGACAAAGUGCUACCCAAUAAGAACACUCCAAACAAGAAUGAAGGGCAAGAAAACGCGCUCAAAUCCAACGAACAGAAAGUGUUAGCCAAUCAGAACCCUCCACAGAAAGAUGGACGGGAGAGCAAAGAUUCAGGUAACAACAACGCUGCCACCAGUGCCCUCCCAACAGGUACUUCCUCAGAGAAAACUGGCGCGCACAUUUUUAACCGUAAACAAAUCUACAAGGUAGGCGACGAACUGUUAGUUAGGAUAAUUGCAAGAGAUGCAGCUUCUCGUCCGAAAACUAUUGGCGGAGACUUUUUCACCACCAUGCUUUCCAGUAGGUCCCCCGUGAAUGCUAGCACCGCUGGACGAAUCGUAGACUACGGGAACGGAACGUACAUCGCCCGCUUUGUGUUGGGUUGGCCAGGCUUGGUGACAGCCGCAGUAAGACUGAUACACUCCAGCGAAGCAGUGAACAUCCUCAAGAAAAGUCGAAGCCACAAGAUAAGACGUUUCUUCUCCUGUGGCUUCUUUGAUGAGAAGAUGAACAAUACGGAAUGGACUAGCUGCACGUUUAACCCAAUCGAGAAGGCCAACUACAGUGGGAACGUUUGCGAUUUUUCCAGACCCGAUAUCAACGUGACGUGGUAUUGUCAUAGACCGAAAAGCGCUCCUUGCGAUCCCCCGGUAGAGUGCAGGCAGGAUAGGAACAAGUCUCUCCGAGUUGAUGACCUGUUCACAGAAGAAGAGAAGGCGUCGUUGCUUAAGGGGUAUACGGACAGGGUUGAGGUUUCUGCGAACAUCAGCGUGAUAGUUCAGAAAAACGAUAAAGGGAUCGAACCUAAGAGUCUGCCCCAAUGCGGCCCCCGUCUUCCGGAACCAGCAUCAGAAGGCUACUGGUACAACGGCACCUGGUACUCUCUCCGCUGUCGGGCUCAGCGAGGGUUCGACAGGGAGGCAGCCAUCCGCUGUCUUCGGAACAAAAACAUCUACCUCCAGGGCGACUCCACCUUACGCCAAUGGUACAGCGACCUCGCCAAAACCAUCAACACCGUGGACAACCCAAACGAGUCCCCAAAAUUCCUCGGACCAACCGUCACCACCAACCACUCCAAUAACAUAAACAUCCACUUCAGGUUCCACCAUUUUCCAGUCAGCGGGCCGCCAACACGCCCGAUGAACGUCUUCAGUUUUGCCGCAGACGACAUCAUGAACAUUGUUGGUGGUCCCAAUGUGGUGUUUGUGUUGGGUUUAUGGGCGCAUUUCUGUGCAGAACCGGUUGAAACGUUUCGCUCACGACUAUACGGUAUCCGGCAUGCGAUCGUAUAUCACCAUAGCAAAUAUCCCGGUACUAAAUUCUUCGUACGCUCAAGUAACACACGUGGUUUUGUCACUUUUUCCCACCUACGAGAUAACAGUAACUGGUACGCGUAUCAACUGCUACUAGAGGCCAGGGAUAUCCUUGGGGAUUUGAACGUCACGAUAAUUGACGUUUGGGAUAUGUCGUUAUGUCAGUGGCACGAACAUAAUGUUCACCCUCAUCAUGACGUCAUCCUGAACCACUUAGAUAUGUUCUACUCUUAUAUAUGUCCAAUGUAAUGGCUUUGUUGAGUAUGGAUGUAGAAAUUGUAAAACAACACGGAUAUAUCUUUGUAUCUUCAUAGGUAUAUUGCAUUGUAAUAUGUUAUUACUAUAUGUAGUAACUACAUGUAUACACAUGAAUGCCUAGGUAUUCCUACGAAUUUAAUUAUGGAGGGAGAGUAAGUAAAGUAGGUUUGGGCAUCCUAGCGACUUUUCGUUGGAACUGUAGGAGUCUAUUUUCUUUCAAACUUAAGUAUAACUCAUUAUCUGGAAGUAGCAUGUAGAUAGCUUGUUUAUGUUACCUUAAUAAAGAUGUAUUAAAGUUUCCAUAAUCAUAAUAGGGUCAUAUGAUAUCAAAACCAACAACGUUAACUGUUUUUACAUCAUGAUGAUUAAAAUAUGAUGGUUUAUUGUUAUCUUAUGUAUUGAGAUGUUCAUAAUUGAUAUUUUUGUUAAUGCUACGCAAUUGAUAAGUUCAAGUGCGAAUACUUUAGCAUUGUUGUAUUUUUUUCUGUUCUUGAUAUUUUGUAUGGAUAAGAAUUGAUAAGCAUUAAAUAAACUGUUCAAAUUAUUGA